Molecule: messenger RNA, 1251 nt
Organism: Acanthosepion pharaonis
Lineage: Eukaryota; Metazoa; Mollusca; Cephalopoda; Sepiida; Sepiidae
Source: the annotation of a GenBank genome assembly
AUGACACUUUUCAUAUCUAUCUAUGCAUUUAAGUCUUUUAAUAUCUAUCUAUCUAUCUAUCUAUCUAUCUCAGACAUUUCAUAUCUAUCUAUGCAUUUAAGUCUUUUAAUAUCUAUCUAUCUAUCUAUCUAUCUAUCUAUCUAUCUAUCUAUCUAUCUAUCACGAUCUAUUAAUAUAUGUGUUGAGCAAGGCGUAUCCAAUCUUUUAUCUAGCUGUCUGUCUGUCUGUCUGUCUAUCUAUCUAUCUGCUUCUGUUUAUCAUCUAUCUAUCUAUCUAUCUAUCUAUCUAUCUAUCUAUCUAUCUAUCUAUCUAUCCACGUCAGUCUACAUCUAUCUAUCUAUCUAUCUAUCUAUCUAUCUAUCUGUCUGUCUGUCUAUCUGCUUCUGUUUAUUAUCUAUCUGUCUGUCUGUCUGUCUAUCUGCUUCUGUUUAUUAUCUAUCUAUCUAUCUAUCUAUCUAUCUAUCUCCUUCUGUCUAUCUAUCUAUCUAUCUAUCUAUCUAUCUAUCUAUGUUAAUCUAUCUAUACUUUAAAUACUUCUUUCUUUCUUUCUUUAUUUAUUUCUUUCUUUCUUUCUUUUUUCUUUCUUUCUUUCUUUCUUUCUUUCUUUCUUUCUUUUUCUCACUGAAACCAACGAAAUACGCUGCCUCCACGACUUCCUCUGAUGUUCAAUGGCUUGGCAGUCGAGUAUACACCAAGAAUUGGGGGGAGAGAGAGAGAACAGGUUCAAAUGAAUCGCUUUUUCUUUUGCUUCAAAGUUAUUUGAAAAAUGAAAGAUUUUCGUACAUCAAUGGGAGUUGGUUUAGGGCCUCGCCACAUCUCCCCGCGUUUUAUAAAAUACACGCAAAUGCGAAGACGGUUGUUUAUCUAUCUAUCUAUCUAUCUAUCUAUCUAUCUAUCUAUCUAUCUAUCUAUCUAACUCACCUGUUAAUAUCUAUCUAUCUAGCUAUCUAUCUCAAUCUGUUCAUAUCUAUCUAUCUAUCUAUCUAUCUAUCUAUCUAUCUAUCUAUCUAUCUAUCUAUCUAUGUCCCUAUCUUUCUAUCUCAGCCUGUUAAUAUCUAUCUAUCUAGCUAUCUAUCUCAAUCUGUUCAUAUCUAUCUAUCUAUCUAUCUAUCUAUCUAUCUAUCUAUCUAUCUAUCUCAGCCUGUUCAUAUCUAUCUAUCUAUCUAUCUAUCUAUCUAUCUAUCUAUCUAUCUAUCUAUCUAUCUAUCUCAGCCUGUUCAUAUCUAUCUAUCUAGCUAUCUAUCUAGCUAG